GCAUUCGGGAUGUCGGAUCGCGCGACACGCAUACCCACCAACAAUUACCGCCUAUGACGGUGCAAAAUUUUCGCGACUAGCUCACUCGAUAACGGGCGGCUGAGGUAGCGGUAGGGGUACAAUUUGGAGUCUAAAAACUAGACAAUCCGUGCGCACACGCCCCACUCGCUGGCGAUCAGUCGUAGUGAGCGGUGCUCCUAAACAGUGCUUUUCCUUCUGCUUCGAAGCUUCAUAAGUCUUCUCGCGGUAUCCCAGUGUGCAUUCUUGUAUUGAGUUUCCAUCUACAACUACCUUUUGCAUUGAUCGUAGCAAUCUGGAACAGGUUUCUAGUCCCUGAAGUGCUUCUCGUAUUGAAACUCCAACGUCCUUCAAGAAUCAUUUGCAAAGUGUUGUGAAAUUGAUUGUGCUGUUUCAACAAUUAAACGAAAACGCCGCAGUCAUGGAGCUGACCGCCGCAGUCAUUUUCUCCAUUAACGGAGAGCCUUAUCACAUCAACGCAAAGAGUGUUCCUGUGGAUACUUCUUUGAAUAAUUUUAUCCGGAAUUUCGCAAACUUGACCGGCACGAAGUAUAUGUGCCUCGAAGGCGGAUGUGGGGCGUGUGUAGUGAACGUGAGUGGCGUUCAUCCUAAUACCGGUGAUGUCUUCUCCUACGCUGUCAAUUCUUGUUUGUUCCCAGUGUUCGCCUGUCAUGGAAUGGAUGUUACGACGGUCGAGGGAAUCGGUAACAAGCAAAACGGAUACCAUGCCACUCAGAAGUUGUUGGCCCAUUUCAAUGGGACGCAAUGUGGUUACUGCUCACCGGGUAUGGUCAUGAACAUGUACAGCCUGCUCGAGGCCAAACAAGGUAAGGUCACAAUGGAAGAGAUCGAGAACUCCUUUGGCGGUAACAUCUGUCGCUGUACCGGCUAUCGGCCGAUCUUGGAUGCGUUCAAGUCGAUGGCCGUCGAUGCUGACCAGAAGCUUAAGUCCAAGUGUCAGGAUAUUGAGGAUCUUACCAAGAUAUGCCCCAAGACGGGAUCUGCUUGUGCCGGUAAGUGUUCUGCCGCUGGUAAACCGAAUCAGCGCAAGGGACUCCAUCUGAGCUUCGAGCAGGAUCGCGAGUGGCAUAAGGUAUACGAUAUCAGUGACAUCUUUGCCAUCUUCGAGAGCAUCGGCGAUCGGCCUUAUACCCUUGUUGGCGGUAACACCGCCCAUGGGGUGUACCGACGAAGCGAGGACUUGGAGGUAUUCAUCGAUGUCAACGCAAUCGAGGUGCUGCGAAGUCAUUCGUUGGGCACUUCAUUGACCAUCGGUGCAGGAACUAGUCUAACGGAGCUUAUGGAGUUGAUGACGAGUACGGCGAAGCGAAAUCCGAGCUACUCCUACCUGGAGCACUUGGUUCGUCACGUCGACCUGAUUGCCAACGUGCCCGUACGGAACACUGGUACGAUUGCUGGUAACCUAAGCAUCAAGAACCAGCAUAACGAGUUCCCCUCGGAUUUGUACUUGAUUCUGGAGGCCGCUGAUGCUACGUUGACUAUCCUGGAGGCGCAUGGUAAAACCACCGUUGUUAAGCCAUCAGAAUACGUUACAAUGAGCAUGGCGAAGAAAGUUCUGCUCAACGUUGUGCUUCCGCCGCUCGAUCCGAAGCAGUACGUUUAUCGAUCGUUCAAGGUUAUGCCUCGAGCUCAGAACGCACAUGCGUAUGUCAACGGAGCAUUCUUGGUGAAGACCGAGGGCUCCAGCAUCGUUUCGAGUAAUAUUUGCUUUGGUGGCAUCAAUCCUCAAUUCACGCACGCAACCAAAACCGAAGCCUUUCUGAAGGGUCGCCAGCUGCUUACCAACGACACUGUACAGGGUGCAUUGAAGGUUCUUGCUCAGGAGUUGAGUCCCGACUGGGUCCUACCGGAUGCAUCGCCUGAGUAUAGGAAAAACCUGGCCUUAUCGUUGUUCUACAAGUUUGUGCUCAGCGUUGCCCCCGAGUCGGUCAAAGACCAAUUCAAGUCUGGAGCUGCUGUUCUCGAGCGUCCUCUGUCGUCGGGAUCCCAAAAGUUCGAUACAAUCAAGGAGAACUGGCCGCUUAACAAGGAUAUUCCGAAAAUCGAAGGCUUGCUGCAAACAUCCGGCGAAGCCAAGUACGUCAACGAUUUACCGGCAUACCCCAAUGAGCUGUACGCAGCGUUUGUGCAAGGAACUGAGGCCCAUGCAAAGAUACUCGCCAUUGAUUCAUCUGAUGCUAUGAAACUUCCAGGUGUAGUAGCAUUCUACACGGCGAAAGACAUCCCUGGAGAGAACAACUUCAUGUACUUCAAGGGAUUCAUGGGACCCCACGAUGAGGAGAUUUUUGCUAGCGAGAAAGCACUCUAUCACGGUCAACCAAUCGGUCUCAUAGUGGCCGAUACCUUCAACCAAGCUAAUCGUGCCGCCAAGCUGGUCAAGGUUCAGUACGGCAAACCGGAAAAGGUGCGCUAUCCAACCGUCAAAGAUGUGCUGCAUGCAAAGGCAACCGACCGUCUACACGAUAUGCCAUACAGCACGUUGGGCGAAGAGUUCGAAGCUGCACCGGAAGGUGAGGUGAAGGUGAAGGGACGUUUCGAGAUCGGUGGCCAAUAUCACUAUACCAUGGAGACGCAAACUUGUGUGUGCGUACCGAUUGAGGACGGAUUGGACGUGCAUGCAGCCACUCAAUGGAUCGACUUUACGCAGAUUGCUAUCUCCAAAAUGUUGAAGGUACCAGAGAACAGUCUCAAUCUGUAUGUGCGUCGUCUGGGUGGUGGCUACGGUAGCAAGGGCACCAGAGCUACGCUGAUUGCGUGUGCAUGUGCCCUAGCCGCACACAAGACUCAGCGCCCUGUGCGUCUAGUGAUGACUCUGGAAGCCAACAUGGAGGCCAUCGGGAAACGGUAUGGCGUUGUAUCGGACUACGAAGUCCAUGUGCAGAAGGAUGGUAAAAUCACUAAGCUUUUCAACGAGUACGUUCACGAUAGUGGCUCCUGUCUGAAUGAGUCAAUGGGUCAUUGCGCUGAAUUCUUCAAAAAUUGUUAUGAGCACAAAGCGUGGAAAACUGUCGCGAAGGCAGCAGUCACCGAAUCGGCCAGCAAUACGUGGUGCCGUGCACCGGGAACGACAGAGGGGAUUGCGAUGAUUGAAACAAUUAUGGAACACGUGGCGUGGGCAACGGGAAUGGACCCGCUCGAGAUUCGGCUUGCCAACAUGACCCAGGAUAGCAAAAUGCGCGAGCUGAUGCCCCAGUUCCGGCAGGACGUUGAGUAUGAUGAGCGGCGCAAGGCGAUCGAGCAGUUCAACCGCGAGAAUCGCUGGCGUAAGCGUGGACUUGCUAUCACUCCAAUGCGCUAUCCUCUCGGCUACUUCGGUUCGAUUCAUGCCCUGGUGUCGGUCUACCAUACGGACGGAACGGUCGUUAUCACGCACGGUGGGAUUGAAAUGGGACAGGGCAUGAAUACAAAAGUUGCGCAGGUGGCCGCCCGCACACUUGGCAUUCCGAUGGAGAAGAUUAGCAUCAAACCAUCCACUAAUAUGACGUCCCCGAAUGCUAUCUGCACGGGUGGGAGCAUGACCAGCGAAACGGUUGCUUUUGCUGUCAUGAAGGCGUGCCAGAUUUUGCUGGAGCGUAUGAAACCAAUCCGAGAGGAGAUGAAGGACGCCUCCUGGGAGACGAUCGUUGAGAACAGCUAUUACAAGAACGUGGAUCUGUGCGCCACCUACAUGUACAAGGCGUCCGAUCUGGAACCCUACAUCAUUUGGGGUCUCACUUGCGUUGAGCUGGAAAUCGAUGUGUUAACCGGGAAUGUGCAGCUGCGCCGCGUCGACAUCCUGGAGGAUACGGGCGAAAGUCUUAGCCCUGGUAUUGACGUCGGUCAGGUGGAAGGUGCGUUCGUGAUGGGCAUUGGUUACUACCUUACGGAGGCGCUCGUCUACGAUCCGGAAACGGGUGCCCUGCUUUCGAACCGUACGUGGACGUAUAAGGUUCCAACGGCGCGUGACGUCCCUAUCGAUUUCCGGGUGCAGUUCCUGCACAACAGUAGCAAUCCGGCGGGAGUGCUGCGCUCGAAGGCCACGGGAGAGCCGGCCAUGAACAUGACCAUCGCCGUGUUGUGUGCGCUUCGCAAUGCCGUUCAGGCGGCCAGAAAAGCUGCUGGUUUGCCCGAUGAUUGGGUGCAGCUGGGUGCACCAUCCACGCCUGAUCAGGUGUAUUUGAAGGCGGGCAACUCCGCUGAGCAUUACUUGCUCAACUGAAGGGAGGCGUCUUUUCAAAUUUCUAAAUGUUUUAAAAACAAGUUAGCUAUAGUGUAGUAAAGAUUUAUUCCAUUAAUUUCCGUGUCUGAAUUCCAUACAGAUAUAAUAUACAUAUCUACCUAACGCUGUGCAACUAGCGUUCAUUUACUGGAUUCAAUCUAUUCAGAAAGCACUUGGCUUCGGCAAAGAUACCAACUACCUCGCAUUAACUUUUCCAAGUUUUGGUGAUUAUACUGGGUAUGAUAUAUUUACCCUUGACUUGUUUGAAAUGAUUUUGAGUCAGUUUUUACAGUUUCACUACAAAUAAAAUGAUACAGUUAUGGUUUAAUGAUUCGCAAGACAUACGAUCAAUCCACAUACGAUAUUCAAUAGCGCGAAACACAUUAUUUCCUUUUCGCUUGUAAUAAUUUUCUGGUUUUGAAU
This is a messenger RNA of Anopheles darlingi, 4660 nucleotides long. RefSeq names its product xanthine dehydrogenase/oxidase-like. The coding region runs from base 440 to 4237 and encodes 1265 amino acids. The record is from RefSeq and is a predicted model, not a curated record. The transcript is spliced from 7 exons. Lineage: Eukaryota; Metazoa; Arthropoda; Insecta; Diptera; Culicidae. Gene Ontology annotation, molecular function: FAD binding; 2 iron, 2 sulfur cluster binding; iron ion binding.